CGGUGUUAAAGCGUCGCGUCGAUUUUUUCGAUGAAUUCAGUUUUAGUUUAGUGUAAUUCAGUGUUAAUGUAAAUAUAUUGUAAUUAGCCACCAUGGAGUUGGCAUUAAACAGUAACAUGUGUCGUUGUUGUGCUUCUGAAGGGACAUUUAAGGAUGUGAAAACUGCAUACCAUUGGAUGGGUGAACAAGAAGUCUAUUCCGACAUGCUACGCGAUUGUUUCGAUAUAACCUGUGCCUCUUGGCAUAGGCCUCCUCCAAAUCUUUCCAGUGCACUCUAUCAAGAGAUACUCUUCUCCAACAUGGUUCUGCAGUUAGCUUCAGCUCAUCUUCCCAUCUUUGAAGUUGACAUCCUCUUUAUAAAAUACGAAGUCCCGAUCAAGCAAGAGAGUGAGGAUCCGAAGCCCAAAAAACGCGCCGCCAAAGCCUCAACAUCGCGUGCCAAAAAACCCAAAACAGAAGACGGGGAGACUACAAAACGAACGGGGUCCGGACCGAAGCGCAGAAAAAAACGAAAAGGUGACGAUAGCGCGACUCCAGAACGCGUUGAGCACAGAGUCAACCUAACUGCUAUCCUGCAGUUUUCCAACGCAAGUCCUUUUCGGGAUAAGACAAUGAGAGGUUUCUCCUGCCUCUACUGUGCUAAAGCAUUCCCUACCAUUGAUGAUCUACGGCAGCACACUGCCCAACAGACGGAAAAAGACAAAAUCAACACUAUGAUCGAUUACAAACUUAGCUACAACCCUAUCAAAUUAGAUAUCACUAAUCUCUGCUGUACGGUGUGCGAAGCUGACAUGAAAGACCUGAACGACUUGAAAGACCAUUUAGUUUCAGUUCAUCACAAAACUAUUUACAAAAACAUAAAAGAUAUUAUCUUACCUUUCCGAUUAGAAGAUGGGCACAAUUUUACUUGUGUAAUAUGUUCUGUAGUACACAUAUCUUUUAAGAAUCUUUAUCAUCAUAUGAGCAGUCACUAUAGGAAUUAUUGUUGCAAGAAAUGUGGUGCUGGCUACAUCACUAUCGCAGCGUUAAGAAAACAUGGAAAGACCCAUUAUCAGGGGAACUUUCCUUGUGAUUAUUGUGAUAAAGCUUAUACGUCGUUGACUAAGAAACGCAAUCACGAAAAGGGCGUGCAUACUGGUGGAUGGUUGAGGAACAAAUGUCCACAUUGUCCAGAAAUUUUCGUCAGCUACUACGACCGUUCUGAACACAUGGUAAAAGUACACAACGAAGCACCCAUUGUAUACCCCUGUAAUGCGUGUAAUAAGACGUAUAAGAAGAAAUUUGAGCUGAAUCGUCAUAUUAAACAUCAUCACUUACAGCAGAAGAAUUAUUUGUGCGAUAAAUGUAACGCGAAAUUCUUUUCAAAAAGAGGUCUAGCUGAUCAUUUGACGAGACACAACGGAGGUGAAGUGUGUUCGUGUGACGUUUGUGGGCGCACAUUUACGCGAUUGCGAACUUUGAAAGAACAUUUGAAACUGCACGAGACCGACAAACGGUUCCAAUGUGAAGUUUGCAACAAAUCUUUCAUGCAGAAAUGCAGCCUGAAGAGUCAUUUACGUUUACACCAAGAUGACCUUGAUAUUUUCAAAGAAUUCGACGAUGUUAAGCAUUUGGUCGAUAAUAGAUCGAUGACCUUGAAAGAGAUCGCGGAAGAAAGUAAGAAAAAGAAAAAGCAGGAACAGGAGACAAAGAAUCGACAUAGUCUUCACGGCUUUUCAUAGAAAUAACAGGCUGGUAGACACAAUUAGGAUUAAAACUGGCAGACACAGUCAGUCGAAUCUGUCACAGUAACUGUCGUAUUGACUAACGACUCGGACAAAGUAUGGCAUUCUAUUUGAAAGGCUCAUGCCUAUCUGUAGAUGUCAAUUAAAUCUGUCACUUACGUCUAUAGUAUGAGAACAUAAUUUUUUUUUAAAUCAACAGCUACUUCUUUUACCUUGGUUCCCAGAGCCGACUUUACCUAUAGUGCAGGGUGUGCGGCGCACACGGCUCAGGUUCUAAAGGGGACGCCGAGCAACGUAAGCUACAUAAACGGGCUAUUGUUUUCCAACAUCAUUUUAUAAUUGCACCAUUGCAUCUGAACUUCCGAUCUAAGGAAAAUAUAACAAAGUAUUUAAUUUCGAUCGCGUGCCUAAUUGAGGGCGCCGAGGUAUUUAUUGCACCCGGGCUACAUGGCUGUCGUCCUAUCCUGCUGUAAAUUAGUUUUUAAUCGAUAUUUGUGGGAGAAAAUAAACUAUUAUUAUUAUCAUCUUUGGCGCCUUUGGGUACCUUUUAAAUCAUGUAUCUGGUGAACAAAAGAUGCUUUCUGGCGUAGAGUCCAAACUAAAACGGAUCAUUAAACGAGCAAAAGACGAAUAAUUUAUAACGUUUUGGUUCACAUUAUAUAUUUUUUUUAUAUUUACGUAAGAAAGUUAGUUUUAUUGAAUAACCUAAUUUCAAUAGACAGAUCUGUAAAGCCCAAAUUUGAACGAAACAAGAUCAAUAAGUAAUCCUCUUUGAGUGUGUGUGUUAAAGUAGUAUCCCUCUUGAAUAACAAAAGUUGACGUCUUGUCGCAGUUGAAAAUUAUUAUCAUAAAAAUCGGUAACGAAUUCUAGAAUUCAAUUUACUUCGAUUUGAAAGAAUCUCAAGUCAAGUAAAAAAUAUUGAUCGCUUUAGGGAUAAAGAGAUAAAUUGAGAUGAAGUGAUAACAUUUAGCAAUAUGUGUCUACCUCAUAUAAAAACGAAGAAUAAAAAAUUAAGCAUAGAUUAUUUUAGACCAAGCAUAGAGUUUAAAAAUGAGAAAUCUUUCCCGGUCUGUGAAUGAAUUUCGCAAGUCGUACUGGGUUUUAAUAGCUAUUUCCCUGGUUAUUGCAUUGUCUGUUGCCUAAACUUGGCUACAGACGCUGGUUUGAGUCCAGUCGUAUCGAAGGAAUUUGUCUUUGCGUUUUUGCGAUCUUUGCGUUAAUAACAAUAACAAACUAGUGGAUUGUUUAUAUAAAAAAUAUUUUUAUUCAAUAAUAAUAAUUGCAAAUAGUUUGUUG
This is a messenger RNA of Hyposmocoma kahamanoa, 3021 nucleotides long. RefSeq names its product PR domain zinc finger protein 5-like. NCBI's taxonomy places the organism in Eukaryota, Metazoa, Arthropoda, Insecta, Lepidoptera, Cosmopterigidae. Gene Ontology annotation, cellular component: nucleus. The coding region runs from base 93 to 1721 and encodes 542 amino acids. The record is from RefSeq and is a predicted model, not a curated record. The transcript is spliced from 4 exons.